Harmonia axyridis is the source of this 720-nucleotide messenger RNA. Its product is annotated as muscle-specific protein 20-like. Gene Ontology annotation, molecular function: protein binding. The record is from RefSeq and is a predicted model, not a curated record. NCBI's taxonomy places the organism in Eukaryota, Metazoa, Arthropoda, Insecta, Coleoptera, Coccinellidae. The transcript has 3 exons. The coding region runs from base 107 to 661 and encodes 184 amino acids.
AAAUGGAACACUAUAAAAACGCUUUUCACGGGAAAAUCCACUAGUAUUACUCUGAACCUUCAGCAUUGUUGAGUGUGAACUAAUUAACUUAACCCUUUUUUCAAAAAUGCCCGGUCCUUCUCGUCCUCUUUGGCAGGUUGCCGGCAAGCGUGAUCCUCAACAGGAACAAGAAGCUCAAGCUUGGAUUGAAACCGUAAUUGGUGAGAGGUUUCCACCAGGUGUCCCCUAUGAAAUAGCACUUAGAGAUGGAAUAAUUCUUUGCAAAUUGAUGAAUAGACUUCAACCUGGAAUCAUCACCAAAAUCAAUACAAGUGGAGGAGAUUAUAAAAUGAUGGAUAAUUUGAGCCAAUUUCACAAAGCCUGCGUGAAAUACGGAGUAGCAGAUGUUGAUCUAUUCCAAACAACAGAUCUAUGGGAUCAAAAAAAUAUUGUUCUCGUUACUACAACGAUAUUUGCAAUUGGUCGUACUGCUUACAAACAUCCAGAAUGGAGAGGACCAUGUUUAGGACCAAAGCCUUCAGAAGAAAAUCGUAGAGAAUUUUCAGAACAAACAUUGAGAGCUAGUGAAGGCAUCAUAGGACUACAAGCUGGAACAAAUAAGGGUGCCACUCAAGCUGGUCAAAACUUUGGAGCCUCAAGAAAAAUCAUUCUGGGCAAAUAAGUUUUUAGUAUUGAAAAUAUUAUUUAUUAUAUGAAGAAAUAUUUAUUUUUUGAAUAUUA